AUGUCGUUCUUUGGGUUCGAGACGAGCGUCCCACGGGACGACAAAGAUUCAAAGCAAGCAUAUGCCGAAGAAGAUAUCGCAGUCUACACCUGGGGAGAUGCCUCCUACGACGCAUUGGGCAGUGCCCUUGAAGAAACUGGCGACGACUUGAACGACGAGACGUUUGGAGGUGGACCAGUCGGCAAAGACUUUGAUUUCAGCGGCGCUACGAAUGCCGCUCUGACAAACCAGCCAAAUGUACAACCGUCUAAGCCAUAUCAAUCUGAUCUAGCGCCAAAAACGCAACAAAAUACGUCUUACGCAUUUCAACUAGCAACCAACGAUUUGUGGAAGAAUGUGGAUCCCAGUUCUGCUUUCUCUAAACAGGUACCGACCGAGCAUAUCACCAAUCCGGUACAUCAGACGAGCGCAGCCCAACGCACUGCACCCUCUGUUUUUGCCCAAAUCAACCCGUCAGUAAAUCCCCAAGCCGACUAUAACAUUACGAAUCUGUCAUCUGCCACUGCCGCCCUGAGUCUCGACGGACACAAUGAGGCACGACCGCGCACAAUGGCAGAGAUAGAAGCCGAGAUGCACGCUGCACUACGAGAGCAGCAACAGCAGCAAUUGAUCUCGCAACAGAGAGAAAGAGAGAGGAUGCAGAUCGAACAACAGCUCCUAAUGCAACAGCAGCAGCGAAUGAUGGAAGAGGAGCAACUACGCAUGGAAAUGGAAAAGAGACGACUGUAUGAGCAACAGGCCCUCCAAGAUCCCUUGUGGGCAAUUAGGCAGGCCAUGAUGCAAGAAAAUGGCAUGUCGGUUCAAGGGCCCUCUGACUUGCGGCCAUCUCUGAGUGCAAACGUGUCGCCCAUGACACAAAAUCGGCAUCCAAUGUCCCAGAUACCUCAUCAACCCCAUCCUCCGCACAAUCAUGGUGCAGGAAACCAACAAGCUCUUGUCAACGAGCUCUUGCUUCAUCACCAAAGGCAACAAAUGCUGGAGCAGCAAGGACACCCAAGACCUAACUACGAUAUCAGUAUCGAGAGUCAAGAUGCGAUGGCCGCUGAUGCUCGACGUCGAAUGCAAGAAGCUGAAAUGAUGGAAGCCCGGCAUCGGCGUCGGAUGGCCAAGAUUCAAUCAAUGGCAAGUGAUCAACUUGUACAAGCUCGCUACAACGAUAUCAUGACGCAGUCCGACAAAGAUUUCAUUACGCGCGUGCAAGUGGCUCAGUUGGUCACUUCUGAUCCCUACGCGGACGAUUUCUAUGCACAAGUAUACGCUUCUAUCCGACAGCAAAGGAUUGCCUCGGAAAAUCAAGUGCUCAAGGGCGCGCCAAGACAAGGAGGUCAACGAGGACCACAUCGAAGAGAAAAUGCUAUACAACGGAUGCAAGCUCAUGUGGAGCGGAUUGUGAGCCAUAUGAAGAGCAGGGAACAGUCCAAGGAAGCUUCAUGGAAAACAUCAGGAAGGAGCUACAAGGCAGCUCCUCGACAGCUAUUGCAAGUCGCCACAGCUUCUCCCGACUCGAAGGCACAUCAUCCAGUCAAGGAACAUGACUCCGUGAAAUCUCUAGAUAGUCAUGUUCAUCAUGGAGACUUGCCUCCCCCAUUUAGUCCCACGGAAGGCCUGAUGAUUAUUGAGCGUCUAUUCAACAACAUUCUCGAGAUAGAGCAACUGAGGCGCAACAAACCAUUGGCGGAAGACGAAGCCAGGAUGUCGACGUGGAAGCAGAGUCUCGACGAGUUGCUUGACACCAUCUGGCAGGGCCUCAGGGUCGUUGGGCCACUGUACGAAACGAACCCGCAUCCAUUUAUUGCUCUCAUCGCGCCCAUGAAGGGUAAACGAUUCAUUGGGCGACUCGGUCGUGACUUGACCGACGAGCAAAAGUUAAUGACCCUAGGUGUCAUCGUGAAUCGUAUCGAGCAACUAGACGUCAUUCGAGGGGCAGCCAUCCUCGACUCUGUGGAGGAUUCGCCAGCGCGACGGAUGUUUGAGAGGCAGGCCGGAGCAUUUCAAGAAAACGUUAUAAACCAAGGACUUCAUCUAUCUCCCUCCGCGAGAACCCUGAAGACGUAUACCGCGCUGAUCGAGUUGAUGAUUGAGAAUCUGUCCACUUUUUCCCGCGUCGUAAUCACUCGUCCCGGCCUCACCUUGCUCGAACACUUCUUUGCGGAAGCGUCCCUUCUCAAGCAUGGUCUGCAAGGUCCAGAAGGAGAGCACAUCGCCGCACCUGCGGAGGACGUGGCGAAAUGGUCAAACCUGUAUGACAGGGUCUUUGAACAUCUCCUUCCUCUGUGGAACAUCAUGUUCCCGUCGACACGCAUAUUGGCGGCUUUUCCUCCCAAUUCUCUUGAGGCGGUUCAAGUGAGCGUGGUGACAGAUGGUUUUGACCUACAUGUGUGGCGUUUCCUCGCCGGCUUCGCACUGGAGGGCACGUUGGAACAACACUCCCGACUCGUGACUCAGUUACGCGCCAAGGUUAUGGGGACACUUCGAAUGGCUCAAGCGCUAGAAGAGGGCAAGGCAAAGGCGCGCAAAAUCCGCAACGUCGACCUUUUCCUCAACGCACUCGGCCUCAGCAGCACCCAAAUUCUAGAGGCUACUCCGCAGAUUCCCAUAUAG
Messenger RNA from Serendipita indica DSM 11827, 2601 nucleotides. Lineage: Eukaryota; Fungi; Basidiomycota; Agaricomycetes; Sebacinales; Serendipitaceae. The record is from the annotation of a GenBank genome assembly.